CACAUGCUCUCGUGUUGCCUUGCUCCUCACCAUUCACGCAUCCCUCGCAUAGAUCAUGCGGCCAUAUCGAGUCGCUCCGCGAGGUCGCUUCUGAAUGCGCCACAGGCUCGACCCCUCAAGACAAGCUCACUCUCCCGUGCGUGCUCCCUUCUCUGGAGUUUGCCCCUCGUGCGCCGGCCCCUCUCAAGAUGCCGGUCGAGGCAGGGCCGUCGAGGAUCGCGAUAAAUUCCGCCUCAUCCACAGAUGCCCUCGAACGGCCCAUUAGCUUCCGCGAGCUCCACGACCACUUGGAGUUGUCCGCGCAGCGCCUCUCUCCUGAGCAACUCGCCCAAGCACUGCGAGUUCGGGCGCCUCAACUCAAGUCAUGCGGUCGCCCUUUCACCCAGCCAUCGCGCCUCGAACAUGAACUCACUGACUCAUCUAAGGCGCUCGACCUGUGGAAUGGAAGGUCCGCCGAGGUCAGAGCAGAGGUCAGACUCCUCGUGAACGACUUUAGCAAACUACAUGCAAUCGACGCGACCGACGCAGCGCCCCUGGUAUGGCUAUAUUUGGAGAGCGAAGAGUCUUCGCUGGAGGAUCUCGUCAAAUCGCCUUCGGCAGGCGCUCAGAAUUCUCAAGGAUCAUAUGCUGCUCAGCAACGCACGAAGCACCAAGAUGAGCUCCGCCUCGUCCUCGUUGCGGGCUUGACCGCGUUCUAUUUUGAAGAGCGCCUUUGCAUCUUACGGAUCAUUCCUAUCCUGCUCCGGAUCGCCGACGACCCUUCGCAUCAGCACCACGAUCUGGUCAGCGACCUAGUACAAGAAAUAGCGACGCCGGAGCUCGCUCUGCACAUUCUCAGCUCCUUCGAUGAAAACGCGCAGCGACCACUGCCGGAGUCAGUUCGGGGAGCGAGAGGAGAUGAAGCUGCAUGGGUCAAGCAGCGACUAAGGGAGCAACUUGGGUUACUCGAAUCUCUCUUCUUUCUAUACUACUUGCGCCUUGCAUCCACAGCGGCGGCCGUCCUCAGGAUUCUAGAUACGGUGCGAACUACGAGUGCUGGUCGCAUACUAGUUGGGCUCGAGCAUCUGGACAAGGAGGGGACAGAAAUUCACGCCGCGGUCUCUCAUCUCUUGAUCCUAGUGGCGGUCGAGAGCCUCAAUUUGGAGUCUCACAUGAACGGCGAGGUCUCUCUGGAGGAUGUGAGAGCCAUCGACGUGGAGCGAGGUUCCAACUGGGUAGAUGAGCGCUCUCUGCUCGCAUCUCCGAAAGACGUGCACAAGGUCAUCGACACCCUCGAGCUGCUUGCCGAUGAGCCAUGCUUCUCUCCCUUGCUGCUCGCAUGGUCCCUCGUCCUUCAGAAGGUAGAGGCGAAAUUUGAGCAGUGGUUCCACGUCAGACCACAUGAUCGAUUACCGCCACACUUGCAGAGGCUUCAGGACGAGAUUGCCCCUCCUGACACAGGCGACACUAGCUUGUGGCAAAGGCUGGCAUCUGUCGCUCUCAGUCCUGCUUCAGGUCUCUUCUCCGAAAUGCACGCCAUCGUCACCUCUGCUCUGAUCACUACGGCGAGCUCAAAGAGCGCUGCCACCGUACUAGCAAUACCAGCAUCAGCUUCUUUGGCACAUCGAGCCGUGUUCAAAGGUCUCUUGCUCAGCGUCACCGAGCUUGUGCGCGCUCCAUUCAUUGAAGAUUUGGAUGGGCUCAUCGGCCUUUGGGAGACCACGUUUGGAUCCGGUGCGAUCGCGGAGGAGAGCGCAGAGUCCAUGCCAGGGAUUGCCAGCUUGUGCGAUCAGUUCUGGUCGGAAGACUUUAAUCACGAAGACAGGAGAGCGUUGCUGGAACUCGCGGUCCGCCGAUGGCCAGUCAGCUUCCGGCCUCUGGUGCGCCUGGCGACCGCUCUGACGGGUGCAUGUUCAAUUCAGGCCAUUCCGACAUUCGUUGAUUCCUCGAGGGACACGUCGGAGCGAUGUAUUCUCGCAGUGUAUCGUUUUCUGGCGAGCCUGCCAAGCGUUGCUCAAGCUUUGCCGCGAAUGGGAGUGAGCGCGCCCUAUGAGCUCAUCAGCACCUCCGUCCCGGAUGCAGCGGCUUACCGAACGACGCGCCUGAUGCCUUUCUUUGGUUGGAAGAGCAUCAGGCCUAGCACGGUUGGCACGGUCGUCUCAGAUGCUGGCACUGACGUGGUCGUCGUCUGGGAAUCCGCAGAUCCUAUCAGCGCCUGGCUGAUUCUUGCAGAUUGCCUGGCCAGCUUUGCCGGCCUGCUUGCAGCUCCAACCAAGUCUUCGAAUCAGACGAAGAGGUCACAGGCCGUCGACGACGUGUUCACUAUAGACGAAACCUCGCCGGCGCUCGACUUCGACGCGCUAGCGCCAGGUGAAGACGCUGCCUCGCGCGCGGAAUGUGUCGCCGACGUCCUCGACUUGUUUGCCGCUGUCUUCUCUGGCUGCGAGACCAUUCGAGAAGAGCUUUUGCAACACCUCGAGCAGGGCCAAUCCGACGAUGGGCUUGCCUCUGAUCAUCGUGCGCCUUUCGUCGACCUGAUGCAGGUCACCCUGCGUAUCUUAGAACAAGCCGUCGCGCAACGCCCGAUCAUCUCGCGCGUCGUGGUCAGCGCUCUGAAGCUUCUGACGCUUCUCAUACCUUCUCGCGCUGCAGAUGUCUUCGUCGCUCUACGCUCGUCGAAUCUCUUGACCGGCUCACCCGGCUUCUUACCCGCGCAGUAUCAAAAUGGCAUCACCACGGAUCUUGGCACGUCAGGCGUCCCGCCCUCCAGAAUCCUGCAAGAAGAAAGUUCGCGGGGCCAAUACCCUGCACUAAUUGCUCUCCUCGACUUGCACGCCGGCCUGCUGAUCGAAAUGCAGCGCUCUCAAUUCUCCAGCACCCCUGAACUGAUGCAGGUCAAGAGCGAGGUCCUUCUCAGAGCUACGGCUUGGAUGCUGGAAAGCAUUUGGGUUGAAUAUCAAACUCUGCCUUUUGCCUCGGCGAGGACUCAAGUAGAAGUCGGUCAUCGCAUCACACAUUUCCUCCGAAGCGCCCUCAAUGAUGUUGCAAUGAGCCCUCUGACAAUCGGGAACAGCUCAGCCAGCGCUUUAUGCGGCGCACUGGAGCGUGCGCUCGUGCUCGGUGUCAACAAGGCGCUGGUUGCACCCAUUGCUACUGUAUUGGGUGGCGGAGAUCAGCUACUACAGGGUCUGUAUGCUUCAGGACGUUAUCACGAGGCUGAAGGGGCACUGCGCCUGGUCGAGUCUGUGCUCCAAUUGACGCACAUCAUUGUGCAUCGCAAGAGGCAAAUUCAAGCUUUCGGCAAAGCCGAAGUGUAUGGAAACCAAGGCGUACGUCUCGGCAUAGUCGAAUCCCUCUUCUAUGAGCACACGCCCGUCGCGUGGCGAGGUCGUACCAGCCGAGCAACGCAGGCUGGCGUGGAGCUCGCUGCAGCUGUACUCAGCUAUGCGCUCUUCUCAAGUAUACCAAGCUUGAGCAUCAAAGGGGCUCAGCUGAUCACUGCUCUGUGCGGGUCUUCCAAGGAUGUGGUGUCAUCACAGGAAUCGAGCAAGCGGCAUCAACACGUGCCUUCACUCAGUGCGCAUUUCGGCUCACCAAAGGAGAUCGAGUUGACUUUGGGGAGACUUCGCGAUUUAGUGGCAAGCGAAGCAGUAGAUCCUGAUCUGCGCUCAGCAAUUUGGACGAUGCUGGCGUCCUUUAUCGACUCGCAGCCUGCUUUGGCGCAGCUUAUUCUCAGCGGGCAUGCCUUGCAGGGGUCGAGAGGCCAAGCUUUUAGCACAUUGCAAAGUAGCGACACGGACCGACAAGCCACAGAAGGAUCAGGAAAAGGGAGCAUCUUGCUAGUAGCUCAAGAUAUCUUGAUCAAGAAGACGGCUCCUGUGGAGACCCAACCAGCCCUUCUCGAGUCCAUCUUGCGCUUUGCACACCACGCGUGGUCGCAUGCAAUGGAGCAUCCUCAUGUCUUUGACAAGAUCCGAUCCAGUAAAGACUUGUGGACGGCACUGGUUGCACUCAUCUCCGAUCACAUUAUCGAAGCUCCUCCUUUGCCAGACUCGUGUUCGAGGAACAACAAUUACUAUCGGACUGAAGCCGAUGAGGAUGUAAACACGUAUGGUCGACAGCAGAUGUGCAUAGCCCGGGCACUUAGCCUGCUGUGCGAAGAUAUGCAGCUGACGGUCCAGCUCGCGCUAUUCUUCAAGCGAAGUCACGAAGCUGGAAAGUCGCCGAGCAGAGCCAGCGAACAAGUCUUCUUGGAGUUGUUCGAAAAGCCGAAGCACCUGAUCGACAUAUUGUUGCACGCUGUCAAAGUGCAGUGCGACACAUCUGAGCACGGUCUAGUCGAGCAAGACCACUUGUACCAGACCCUGCCUGCCAUCAAGCUCUCCACCAUGCGUCGUCCGGCUCGCUUGGACGAUUUCGACGAGUCACGACCAUUUGGGGACACCUACGUGUAUGAUGCGCUGAACCUCUGUGACAAGUUGGAAGGCAUCGUGACCACGGAUAAAGUUGCGAAUGAAGAUGAGAGCGUCACCUCUGAUGGCUUGCCAGCCGGUUGGCAAACGGACGCCUUCCUGGCUUUAGCUCGCAUCAACGCAGACUGGAGCCUCAUCGACUCCCAGGUUGCAGUGCUGCGAGGGUGGACUUCACUUCUACGCUUGAGCGUAGGCCAAGUCGGCUCAGAAAUCUUGAAAUCCGCACGAGCUCGCGAAUUACAGCAGAACCUGCUGUCAGCGUGGAUACGGUGUGCAACUAUCACUGCAGAAGAGGAUCGCAGCGCCGCCGCUCUGCGCGGUGUUCACAGCCACAGGGUUGCUUUCCUUGCGGGUCUCUUGCAGGUAGCAUGGGGCCUAAAAUCUGGCACUAUCGAUCGGGAAAAGUCAUCAGGUCAAGUCGGGUCUCCCGCAGAUGUGGUCAAGGUCUCGCAGCUGGCAUGCCAAGUUCUUACUAGCGAGGCUUUCAAAGUGGAGGACAGCGUGGCAGGCAUGUUCGCUACGCCCUUUCACCAAGAUGUUUUCACCAUCGUUCUCAUCUGCACGGUCCAAUUUAGACAGCUGCUCAAUGCUCCGGCAAUGGGCGCGGAAGCUGGCAAACGUGCUUCGUUGCGCCGUUCUCGAGGAAGAAGCGCAGCCUUCGACGACAUUGACGAGCAGGACGCUCCACGAUUGGUGCAGACGCACCUGCAUCGUGUUGUCGACGUCUUCGCCACGCACACCAUUCUGGCGCUGCGCAUCGCUGCCGAUCGCGGCAUUGCGCUUCAUUCGGCGGACUCUGACUUGUUGCUAGACAGCGUGGAGACCGAUGUGAGCAUCAUUAGCACCACACUCUCACUGCUUCUUCGUGACGACUUUACAAUUGAGCCUCAGUUCUGGUCGCUCCACUUCCAAUCUACCGGCCUGCUCACAAGCUGCUGCGACCUGCUCAGGCGAGCUCACUGGCGAUCGAUUUCAAAUGACGAAAUCGAGGCCGAGGAGACUAGCCAUAUUUCUCCCGAGGUGCGAUUCAUGCCCUCCCUCCUUCAGUUCUUUGCCACCCUCGCACUGCGCAUGACGGGGGCUGAGACUCUGGCUCUGGGAGGCGUCAUGGCAGCGCUGAGCUCAAAUGCGCUGUCUGCACAGCUCGAACGUGGCAGCGUCCGCCCUCUAUCUUUCCCACACGCUCAUAAUCCAGCGCAUGUAGUGUGGUUGGAGAUGCUCCGGCUAGUGUCAGGUCUGGCAAGAAGCCUUGCCGGCACAUCAGACGACGACAGUACCUGGGACGACGCGAGCCUGCAUUUCGUUGCAAACGAGGUGGAGCCUUUUGUGCGGAUUUACGGCCGUCAGGUGCUUUCGACCUUGGCCUUCAAGCCUUUGACUGCAGCCUCGGGCUUCGCCUCAACUCACACUGCGCUCCAAGAUGGUGGUGACGGAGUUAGCAUACCGCUCAUCGAAGAAGUUGAGGCGACUGUGCAGCUUUUCUUCGUCAUCGUCUCAGCCCACAAUGCAGCACGGCAUCGGAGGCGAGGCAUGUCACCCCACGAGUCGAGCUCAGCGCAUUUAGUCGCUGUCCUUGCAAACGCCACGGGGGGUCUGUUACAACAAGUGGUCUACCUGCUACAGCAUCCUAAAGAGACGCUCAGCCUUGUGCAAGGCAGUCAACCCGCCACCAAUGACCAAGGAGAGACGCAAAGUCAACCAUUGUCCGGCUCUCGGAACACAAGGUCUGAGCAGAUUUCGAAUUACGUCUCGCAAUUGCUCGAGAGCAUUGCUACCUCGGCUGUCGCAGCUCUGGUGUCGUGGAGUCGUGCGAUGUCCACACUUGUCGGAUCGCAGCAGCCCUUGCUGAUGUCGGACACUUCUGUCAUUGCAAUGAACUCCCGCACGGCACCUGCAGCGCCCACCUCGAUCGGCACGCUGAUCGACCUGGCGUCGUUCUUGACGGACAAGUUGCGUUCCACCAAAGCGCUCGAAAAGGAGCGGGUCGUGCAUUUGAGCACCGCUCUCGAGCAGACUUUGACGCUGGCAGCUGCUCAGCUGGUGGAAGCCAACCAGCGCGAAGCUUCGCGCGCUUCAGACCCAGGCGAUGCGGCUGGCCCAGUCAAGCGGGAUCUCACGCUUACCAGGGGCGUGCAGAGCGCAAUCGAGACAAGCAGGGGCGUCCUUGCCGAGAAGGGUUCAGGAGAGAAUAGAGGCACUGACCUGGUGGAUCUGCUGAGACUAUCCCUGCAGCGAGCGUGCUGAAACCGCCCCUUUUUUGUCCCACAUCGCACGGCAACCUGUAGCUUCCACCGCAGCGCGUUCGCAACCGAUAUAUUGUACACUCCCGGCCGUCUUG
This is a messenger RNA of Ceraceosorus guamensis, 6789 nucleotides long. RefSeq lists its product as hypothetical. Lineage: Eukaryota; Fungi; Basidiomycota; Exobasidiomycetes; Ceraceosorales; Ceraceosoraceae. Gene Ontology annotation, biological process: protein import into nucleus; RNA export from nucleus. The transcript has 3 exons. Gene Ontology annotation, cellular component: nuclear pore inner ring. The record is from RefSeq and is a predicted model, not a curated record. Gene Ontology annotation, molecular function: structural constituent of nuclear pore. The coding region runs from base 189 to 6695 and encodes 2168 amino acids.